Molecule: messenger RNA, 7277 nt
Organism: Phalacrocorax carbo (great cormorant)
Lineage: Eukaryota; Metazoa; Chordata; Aves; Suliformes; Phalacrocoracidae
Source: RefSeq, a predicted model, not a curated record
CUGCCGAGCUCAGCCCCGAUAGAUGGAGACAGGCCCCGCCACCGCCGACGCCGAACCACGAGCGGGAGCUGCCCGACGCGAGGAGAGCCAGAGUCGGCGCCGAGACCCAGCCCGGCCCUGAGGAGAAUGUCCCAGAAAUCCUGGAUAGAAAAUACUUUCACCAAGAGGGAGUGUGUGUAUAUUAUACCAAGUUCAAAAGACCCCCACAGAUGCCUUCCAGGAUGUCAGAUUUGUCAGCAACUUGUCAGGUGCUGUUGUGGCCGCUUGGUCAGACAACAUGCUUGUUUUACUGCAAGUCUUGCUAUGAAAUACUCCGAUGUGAAGCUGGGUGAAAACUAUAAUCAGGAAAUAGAAGAAUGGUCAGUGGAAAAACAUACAGAACAGACCUCUACUGAUGCUUAUGGUGUCAUCAACUUUCAAGGUGGCUCUCAUUCUUACAGGGCUAAGUAUGUGCGAUUGUCAUAUGACACUAAGCCUGAAGCUAUUCUGCAACUUAUGCUUAAAGAAUGGCAGAUGGAGUUGCCGAAGCUUGUUAUAUCUGUACAUGGGGGCAUGCAGAAAUUUGAACUUCACCCACGCAUCAAGCAGUUGCUUGGCAAAGGUCUUAUUAAAGCUGCAGUAACAACAGGAGCCUGGAUUAUAACUGGAGGAGUGAACACAGGUGUUGCAAAACAUGUUGGUGAUGCUCUAAGAGAACAUGCUUCCAGAUCAUCUCGAAAGAUUUGCACUAUUGGGAUUGCUCCAUGGGGAGUGAUUGAAAACAGAAAUGACCUUGUUGGAAGAGAUGUGGUUGCUCCAUAUCAAACCUUGUUAAACCCAUUAAGUAAACUAAAUGUCCUAAAUAACCUCCAUUCCCAUUUCAUUCUGGUGGAUGAUGGAACAGUUGGAAAGUACGGAGCAGAAGUUAAAUUGCGGAGAGAGCUGGAAAAAACUAUUAAUUUGCAGCGGAUCCAUGCAAGAAUUGGCCAAGGUGUGCCUGUGGUGGCGCUUGUAUUUGAAGGUGGCCCCAAUGUCAUACUCACAGUUCUAGACUUCCUUCAAGAAAGUCCUCCUGUGCCGGUGGUAGUAUGUGAAGGAACUGGUAGAGCUGCAGACAUACUGGCGUAUGUUCACAAGCAAACAGAGGAGGGAGGGAAUGUUCCUGAGGGUGCUGAGCCUGAAAUAAUUUCAACUAUCAAAAAGACAUUUAAUUUCGGUCAAAGUGAAGCAGUUCAUUUGUUUCAGACGCUGCUGGAAUGCAUGAAAAAAAAAGAACUUAUUACAGUUUUUCAUAUUGGGUCAGAUGAACAUCAGGACAUUGAUGUUGCAAUACUUAGAGCAUUGUUAAAAGGCACAAACGCAUCUGCAUUUGACCAGCUUGUUCUUACACUUGCGUGGGAUAGAGUUGACAUAGCCAAAAAUCAUGUUUUUGUGUAUGGGCAACAAUGGCUGGUUGGCUCUCUGGAACAGGCUAUGUUAGAUGCCCUUGUGAUGGAUAGAGUUGCAUUUGUGAAACUUCUGAUUGAAAAUGGUGUAAGCAUGCACAAAUUUCUUACAAUUCCCAGGCUGGAAGAACUUUAUAACACAAAACAAGGCCCAACUAACCCAACACUCUUUCAUCUUGUUCGGGAUGUCAAACAGGGAAAUCUUCCUCCGGGAUAUAAAAUCAACCUGAUUGAUGUGGGGCUGGUUAUUGAAUAUCUGAUGGGAGGAACCUAUAGAUGCACCUAUACAAGAAAACGCUUUAGAGCUAUAUACAACAGUCUCAGUGGGAACAAUCGGCGAUCUGGGCGAAAUCCUUCAAAUACUACUCCUCAGAUGUGUAAAAGCCAUGAGUCUUUUGGUAACAGGGCAGACAAGAAAGAAAAAAUGCGCCAUAAUCACUUCAUCAAAACAGCACAGCCAUACAAACCAAAGAUUGACACUGGUGCAGAAGAGGGAAAAAAGAAAAGAACCAAAGAUGAAAUAGUAGACAUAGAUGAUCCUGAAACGAGACGUUUUGCUUAUCCUCUCAACGAGCUGUUACUUUGGGCGGUGUUAAUGAAGAGGCAGAAGAUGGCCCUCUUCUUCUGGCAGCAUGGGGAGGAGUCCAUGGCAAAAGCCUUAGUUGCUUGCAAAGUGUAUCGUUCAAUGGCAUAUGAAGCAAAACAAAGUGACCUUGUUGAUGAUACUUCAGAAGAACUGAAACAGUAUUCCAAUGAGUUUGGUCAACUGGCAGUCGAACUGUUAGAACAGUCCUUCCGACAAGAUGAAACUAUGGCAAUGAAAUUACUAACCUAUGAGCUUAAAAAUUGGAGCAACUCAACUUGUCUGAAGCUAGCAGUGUCAUCAAGGCUUCGUCCAUUUGUAGCACAUACUUGUACACAGAUGUUGUUAUCAGAUAUGUGGAUGGGAAGGCUGAACAUGAGGAAGAAUUCAUGGUACAAAGUGAUACUGAGUAUUUUACUCCCUCCUGCUAUACUGCUGUUGGAAUAUAAGACCAAGGCUGAAAUGUCACAUAUUCCUCAAUCUCAGGAUGCACAUCAAAUGGCGAUGGAUGACAGUGAAAACAACUUCCAGAAUGCAGUGGAUGAAAUACCUAUGGAGGUGUUUAAAGAAGUGAGGAUCUUGGACAGUACUUCAGAAAAGCAUGAUAUGGAGACUCCAACAAAACCUAAAAAACUUCCAAUUACGCAGAAAUUCUAUGCAUUUUAUCAUGCACCAAUAGUGAAGUUUUGGUUUAAUACGUUGGCAUACUUAGGAUUCCUCAUGCUCUACACAUUUGUGGUUCUUGUAAAAAUGGAAGAAUUACCAUCUGUUCAAGAGUGGAUUGUUAUUGCUUACAUUUUCACAUCAGCAAUUGAGAAAAUUCGUGAGAUCUUUAUGUCAGAGGCUGGGAAGAUUAACCAGAAGAUUAAAGUGUGGUUUAGUGAUUACUUCAAUAUCAGUGACACAGUUGCCAUUGUCACUUUCUUCAUCGGGUUUGCAUUAAGAUUUGGAGCAAAGGGGAAUUUUGGUGAAAACACUUACAAAGAAAAUUAUGUCUUUGUUGCUGGAAGAAUAACUUAUUGUCUCAAUAUAAUUUUUUGGUAUGUGCGAUUACUGGAUUUUCUAGCUGUAAAUCAACAGGCUGGCCCUUAUGUUAUGAUGAUUGGGAAAAUGGUGGCCAACAUGUUUUACAUUGUGGUGAUUAUGGCACUUGUACUACUUAGUUUUGGUGUUCCCAGGAAGGCAAUUUUGUAUCCUGAUGAGGCACCCUCUUGGACUCUUGCUAGAGAUAUUGUGUUUCAUCCAUACUGGAUGAUUUUUGGUGAAGUGUAUGCCUAUGAAAUUGAUGUAUGUGCAAAUAAUUCUGAUGAAAAAGUUGCUCAUCUCUGUGGCCCAGGAACGUGGUUGACCCCUUUUCUUCAAGCUGUCUACCUCUUUGUACAGUACAUAAUUAUGGUUAAUCUCCUUAUUGCAUUUUUCAACAACGUGUAUUUACAAGUCAAGGCAAUUUCAAACAUUGUGUGGAAGUAUCAACGAUAUCAUUUCAUUAUGGCCUACCAUGAAAAACCUGUUCUGCCUCCACCACUUAUUAUUCUUAGCCACAUGGCUUCACUGUUCUGUUGUCUAUGUAAAAGAAGAAAGACAGACAAGACUUCAGAUGGGCCAAAACUCUUCCUGACAGAGGAAGAUCAAAAAAAACUUCAUGAUUUUGAAGAGCUGUGUGUUGAGAUGUAUUUCAAUGAAAAGGAUGAUAAAUUUCAUUCUGGAAGCGAGGAGAGGAUUCGAGUCACAUUUGAACGGGUGGAACAAAUGUGCAUUCAAAUAAAGGAAGUUGGUGAUCGUGUCAACUACAUAAAACGGUCAUUACAGUCUUUAGAUUCACAGAUUGGCCACCUACAGGAUCUCUCUGCUCUAACUGUGGAUACUCUGAAAACACUGACUGCACAGAAAGCUUCAGAAGCCAGCAAGGUUCAUAAUGAAAUCACGCGGGAAUUGAGCAUUUCAAAACAUUUGGCACAAAACCUCAUUGAGGAUGGCUCUCUAAGAUCUUCUGUGUGGAAAAAGCACAGCAUUGGAAACGUCUUUGGUUCUUUUCCACAGGGAGGCCUUGAAAGUAAUAAUGCUUUACUCUGUAACAUUUCUAUACGUGAUGAAAAAGAAGUCCAACAUAAGACAACUGGUCAGGAGUUAGCUCCAGUUCCCCGAAGAGAAGAAAUAAACUUUCAAGAGGCAGGUUCCUCAGGCAGUGCCUUAUUUUCAAAUGCUGUUUCCCCUCCAGAACUUCGCCAACGAAUACAGGCUGCAGAGAUCUCAAAAUCUGUUAGUAAAAGUAAAAAAUUAGGCAAUUCAUCCAACAGCAUGCCACAUGUAACAUCCCCAACAGCUAAAUUUUUUGUUAGCACUCCAUCUCGGCCCAGUUGCAAAAGUCAGCUGGAUUCUUCAGCAAAGCAUGAAGAGACUGUUUUCUCUAAGGCUACAGAAGGAGAUAAUAAUGUAGAAUUUGGUGCAUUUGUGGAUGAACUUUCCAAAAGUGACCAUGUCCAUGCAAUGGAACUACAAAACCAAGAUAUAUGUUCUAACAUCCUUAUGGGAAUACUUCAUAAACUGUGGACCAAAUCUAAGCCACAAGGUCACAGAGACAGCAUGGAGUUACAGCGGUUUAAAGAGGCAGCAAGCAAAAUUAAAGAAAGAAGUCCUGAUAUUGAGGAGCAACAAGAAGACUUCAAAAAAGCUAUAUUGGAGGGCAUAGAAACAACCAGGCUUCAAGGUCUUCAAACUGACUGUGGUCUAAGGCAAUCUAGUUCUUGCAGUGGGUUUAAUGACCCUCUGGCAGUCCAUUCAGAGCAAUUAUACAGUAAGAGUAGAAGAGCAUCGAGUGAAGACACUCAGCAAGUAGACUCUAAAGCAGCCUUACUGACGGAUUGGUUACAAGGUAGACCUUCAAAUAGCAGUCAAAUGCCAUCUGAAGAAGAUGCAUUGAAUGGCAUUGCUUCUCCUUUCAAGCCUAUCAUGGAUAUAAAUUACUAUUACUCAGCUGUAGAAAGAAAUAACUUGAUGAGAUUAUCACAGAGCAUUCCAUUCACUCCUGUGCCUCCGAGAGGUGAACCAGUCACUGUGUAUCGCCUUGAAGAAAGUUCUCCCAGCAUCUUGAACAACAGCAUGAGUUCCUGGUCGCAGCUAGGACUCUGUGCUAAAAUUGAAUUUUUGAGUAAAGAGGAGAUGGGAGGAGGUUUACGUCGAGCUCUUAAAGUAGUAUGCACAUGGUCAGAAUAUGAUAUCCUGAAAUCAGGACAUCUUUAUAUCAUCAAGUCUUUUCUUCCUGAAGUUGUGAAUACGUGGUCAAGUAUUUAUAAGGAGGACACUGUGUUACACUUAUGCUUAAGAGAAAUUCAGCAGCAGAGGGCAGCACAGAAGCUCACCUUUGCUUUCAAUCAAAUGAAGCCCAAAUCCAUUCCAUACUCUCCAAGGUUCCUGGAAGUUUUCCUGUUAUAUUGCCACUCUGCUGGCCAGUGGUUUGCGGUUGAAGAGUGCAUGACUGGAGAGUUUAGAAAAUACAACAACAAUAACGGUGAUGAAAUAAUUCCAACUAACAUGCUAGAGGAGGUUAUGCUAGCUUUCAGCCAUUGGACAUAUGAGUAUACAAGAGGAGAAUUGUUGGUACUAGAUCUGCAAGGUGUUGGUGAAAAUUUGACAGAUCCCUCUGUGAUAAAAGCUGGAGAAAAAAGGUCAUAUGAUAUGGUGUUUGGUCCAGCCAAUUUGGGAGAGGAUGCAAUAAAAAACUUCAGAGCAAAGCAUCACUGUAAUUCCUGCUGCAGGAAGCUUAAACUUCCUGAUCUGAAGAGGAAUGAUUACACACCUGACAAGAUCAUAUUUCCUCAGGAUGAUUCCCCUGAAUUGACAAUUCAGCCUGGAAGCUGCACCAAAGAAUCUGAUUCAGCUAAUUCUAUUCGUCUGAUGCUCUAAUGAUGUGACCAAAUCAGUGGCUUCAUCAUGGAAUGUCGCUUAUCUUUCCUUCAGUAUAAUUAAAAGAAAGAUAUGUCGAAACAAGAUUUGCUGUCUAAGUGGAAUUUUGGCUGGUCCAUCAUCUAAGGACCUAACAACCUAUGAUAACCAUCUACAGAGAACAUCCUGGCGGCUGAUCAUUUUAAAGGUUGAAAAAUGACAUGUAUUUAAGAUAUGUUUCAAGGGGGCUUUUUAGCAGAAAGCUUUUUUUUUUUUUUCUUUUGGUUUAGUAGAGGAUUUUCUCUCUGUAGUCCUGUGGUGUGCAAUAUGCCUUCAACCAAAAGGAUUUUGGUAGUUGAUGUUUUAAGGUAAAGCAUUCAUCUGUUUGGCAGCUGUCUUAAUAUCAGUCAGCAAAAGACAGGAGAAAGCACCUACCUCUGUAAUGCCAGAGUAUACCUUGAGCAUUUUUGGAAGUGUUCCACUGAUGUUUUCUCACCAGAUGUCGUUUAAUCUGGCCUUUUGAAGAAGACAGAGCCAAAUGAGGUGCGUAUAUGAUGCCAGUAGGCUGAGGUUGAAGGUAGGAACUUGAUCUGUUCCAAUAAAGAAAGAGAGUCUCCUGAAUCAGGAUUCACCUUCAUGGCUGUAAAGCUGGUGGUUUUUGGUGGAAUAGAGCCCUAAUUGUGCAUAAUGAAAUUUCUUGUUUUAUACAUUUCAAUUUUAUCAAGUCACCAUCAAAUAGUAACAAAGCCAUGAUAGACCGGUAUAAUCAUAUUUAAUAGACGAAAUAGCGUGUACUGGUCCAAAUAAGUUGCCUUGUAAGAACACAAGUUGGAAGUGCUUUUCCUCGUAUGUAAUGACUGCUUCAGAAGUUACGCCUUCCAAAGAUCUCGUAAAACCAGUAUAUAAAAAAAGAAUGUACACAUAACUUUAAAUGUAUUUAAAAUUGUGUAGAAAACAUCUUUAAUGUUAUGUUAUUUGUGGUACUUAUUUAAGAGAGGCUAGGGUUGGAUUAGCAUUAUGUAAAGUACGGGAGAUUGCAAUGCACCUUCAUGCCAAUAAAAUGUAAUUUAACUGUCCCAAAUAUUGUUGAGCAUUCAGCAAGAAAAAACUCGUCCAACUGAAGUUUCAUGCUGCGAUAUUUUUUUUUUUGUUACAUAGGUACUAAUUUGUAAUUUUUAAUUAAAAGGGCAGUAUAUAGCUCUAUAAAUUUUUUUACUCAGUAGUGUAUCUUAUAGAUACAGACCUAAGGCACGAACACAAUAGCUGUUUAAAUGGUGUUUUAUGUUUGACAGGGAAAGGUAAAAUGUUAUAAGGAUAUAAUACUGUAUACAUUUUGUAUAUCAUUAAAUCUUUAAAGAAUCUAAAAUAAAUUUAUUCUUGUUUACAGA